AUUGAGGCUUCAAUGGCCCAACUCAUCGAUUCCACGAGCGCGAAGGAGUACGACAGUCAGAAAGCACUGCUUCUUGACUUACUUGGCGGCAAUAAACAGCACAAGCUGUACCAAUUGUUUGUGAAGAACUGGGAUAACACGCAAGACGAGUGGGUUGCGUAUCGACGAGGAAACAUCCCACAUCUCAGAAACAACACGAACAAUAGACUCGAAUCAAAGUGGGGCAAACUCAAGCAGCUAAUUAUGUCAGACUACCCCAUGGACGAGCUGGUAUCGACGCUGAUCAUGAUCCAAGAAUGGGCAGAAGAUGAGUACGUCGAAGAGUACAACAAA
Messenger RNA from Phytophthora sojae, 333 nucleotides. RefSeq lists its product as hypothetical. The annotation marks the transcript as partial. The transcript has a single exon. NCBI's taxonomy places the organism in Eukaryota, Oomycota, Peronosporomycetes, Peronosporales, Peronosporaceae. The record is from RefSeq and is a predicted model, not a curated record.